GGUCCCUUCCAACCCUGGCCAUUCUGUGAUUCUGUGAUUCUGGAUGGGACAGAAGCCCAAUAUUUGAUGUCAGAAUAAGGUCCUGAGAGACAGCACCAGGCACAGGGGCAUUCCUGAGCAGCAGACAGCGGCAGCCCGGAGCUGUGUGCCCAAGUACUGCAGGUCCCUUAGCAAGGCAGGCAGCAUCUGCUCAGCAUAUCCUCACCCUGGUGGGAAAACAGCAACCAGUGAGGGUCUGGGAGAUAUUCCAGCCUCCAUCCCUUGGAGCUCUGACAUCGAAAUAACAGACCCUCGGCAUCUGGCUCACAUCCCUUCUAUCCCCUCCUAUGGGGAGUGGGCAGCCUCCCUGUGGGACAGCACCUUCCAGACCAUGGCAGCUCUGGGAAUGAAGGCUCUGAGGUCGUUCAGUGCACCCUGGGCUCUUCGUUUCUUUUGGGCAGCCAAAGCCCAUCCGAGAGCACCACCUCCUGGGCAAGGCAAAAAGCACGGAGCAGACAGACGGUAUGGAGUUACCCAGAAGGAAAAUACACCGAUUUCCCAUUCUGAAGUCAUACAAAACAAACAUGGGAGGAGAUGGGCAAACCUGGGGCCGCCCUCGGGGAUUGCAUGCCCUCCAGCUUGUGCGUCUUUUCCAGAAAUGGGAUUUUAUUUAAACAAAAAAGCAUGGAGCAUCCCUGGGAAAGUCGCUGAGCUCCACUGAACAUCUUCUCAAGGAUGAGGUCAAACAGGUUUACUUUUCCCCUCUUACCUUCACCUCCUUCUCACCAAUGCCAACUACUCAAGGUUUCCAAACUGGGAAGAUGUGGAAGGGGAACGGGAUGAGCAGAAGUGCCUGUAAACCCUCAGAUGUGCAGGUGAGGAGCUGAAUAUGAGCCACAAACCUCACAUAGUAAAAAGUUGAGUAAAACCUCCAACAUUGGCUGCCAAGCAUAGAUAAGGGCACCAUGAUCCCUUCUUCUGCCUUUGGGGGCUUCUCCAACUGAAGGGUUCUUCUGGCUGAUGGCUGAAUUCCCUGUGUAGGGAAUGGGAGGGGACCCAGGGCUGUGCUUUCCCCCAGGGCUGUGAUGGCCACUGACCCUGAGCAGAGCAGGUCUCAGCUGUAGGCAUGGGAAAGGAGCUCCCAUUUCCACCUCCUCACUUGGAAAAGGACCUGGCUCUGCCCCUGAACCUGGUCUCACCUUUCAGGCACUGCCAGGCUCAACUUUGCCACCUGGGACAGAUGCAGCCACAUGUGGAACUGGGGCAAAGGCACCAGGAAAAGCCAUGCAUGGGAAAGGGCGAAACUGAUGACACCAGAAUCCCUUUGAUUUUAGCAUGGGCAGAGCUGCAGAGGGAGGCAGACUUGUUUUCUCAGUGCCUAUGUAUAGAACAGUGAGCUCAUAGUUUCCAACAAUGGAGAGCAUCCAAACUAUGGGAAACAGGAAUUUCCACCCCGCCCGGUGCCAGCUGAGAGCUGAAGGUGGGGAGAUGCUCAGUGCCCCAGACCUGCCCGUGCUGGCCCAGGUCAAUUCUCCAGCACUCAGGACCUGGGGAAGUGAUCAGCCCUGGCAGCUUCAAGGAGAGGUCACAAAUGGGAAUGUGCACCCAAAGGAUAGCGAGAGGAGUGGAUGUGGAGCAGAGGAGCAGCUCUGGAUCUCCUUACGGUGGGAUUUCAUGGCAUAAGAGGUAUGAAGGGUACCAACCCCACAUGAGGUGCUCUCUGCAUUUUGGCAGCUGCCCCACAGCAUGGGAAUGGCCUGGUAAGUUUGCACCCACCCCUUUUCAUCCAGAAACCAACCCUGUGAUGUAACUGCUGCACCCACGGGUGGUGAUACCACUGCCCACGCCUGCCAGGGCUCGAAACCACCACUGCUGCCUGUGCAGUGACUGUGGGGACCCAUCUGUUGAAUGUUGUUGGGUGCCAGAGGUGCCUUAACACUCUUGCCGUCUCUUCUUACCCCAUCGAUCCUGGAGAUCCCCGGGCAUCUUCUUGAGGCUGGAGGAGCACAGAACCAGGAGUGGUUCUACAGAGCAUCUCUGCACCCAUGUGAGAUCCCCACUUAAUUCCAAGUUUCUCCUAAACUAUGAUGGAGACUGCAGGCCUCCCAGGGUACAGGAGUUCCUUGGAGCCCUUUUGAUCACCCUGAGGAAACCGGCUGGGCUGAGGAUGCUGAAAGGAUCCAAGGUGGUGACAGGAACCAUCCACUUGCAAACAGCUUUUGAAAGGCUCUGGAAGUCAAGGGAAGAAUGGCAGCACCCUGAGACAAGGGGUAAUGCCACAGAGAGCCUCCUCUGUGCAGGAUUCCAACCCACAAAUGGCCAAAUGGAGGGGUUCCAUCUGCCCACAAGAUGCAGCAGAUGGUGCUGGAAGCCUGCAGGCAGGCAGGAGAUGAAAGCGACCAGAGCUGUGCUCUGCUGUGAACUGUCUGGGUUGCCCACAGCCACGCUGCUCUUUGGAGUGACCAUCCAGCAGUGUGGGGCUGGGUGACAUAGAGGGGAGACCAGAUCACAGAGAUGAGACCAGUGUGGGGAUGGGGAGCAGAGACGUGUGGUUGUGUCCUGUCCCUGGCAGGGGCCCUGCUGUGUUUGGGGACCAGCAGCCUGCGGUUUGACCCUGGGAACCCAUUACAGGGAGGCCAGCAGGCAGCACUGUGCCACCUCUCCCUGCCCUCUGACGCCUUACGCCGGCUCCACACCCACUCCCUGGCAGGGUUCAGGAUUUAAAACUUGAACGGGUUCCUCCGCAUUCACAGCCCGGGUGCUGCCCUGUCCCCGCUCCUGCCUUUACGCAACGCGCUCGCAUGAAACGCGCAGCCACCACCUUGCUGUUAUAUAGGCACCCCGGUCCCGGCCCAGACGGUGCUCAGCGCUGGGGACAGCAGUGGAUCGGAUGGAGAGGACCCUGCCCUGGGGCCCUGCAGAAGCUGGGAAGCACCCGUGGUCUGCAGAGCAGGGAUGGCUGAGACCUCACCCAGCAAGGAAGGGGCCCCAGCCGAAUGCCCCGUCUGCUACGAGAAGUUCCACCCCCUGGAGCACACACAUCGCCAGCUCAGCUGCGGGCACGCCUUCUGCCACGACUGCCUGGUGAAGUGCCUGCUUUCCUCCAAGCUGGACGGCCACAUCCAGAGCACCAUCAUCUGCCCCGUCUGUCGCUACGUCACCUUCCUCAGCAAGAAGAAGGCUCUGUGGCCAUCCAGCCCGCGGACGCUGGAAGUGCCCCUGUCACCAUCCUCCUUAUCCCAGCUGACCAAACUGGAGAGCAGCAACGCCCUCGUGGUGCCCAGCCACUUUGUGAUGCCGGUGCAGAGCUUGGAGCGGUGCAGCCCUACGGGCACACAGGGAGAGCUGGCACGUGGAGCCCACAUCUUCAUCAUCAGCAGGCAUGGGAUGCCGCUGGUGGACACGGACUGCUCCUCCCUGCGGAGAGAAAGCCAGGCGGAGACACGGAGCACCAUGUCCUCCAGCUCGGCCCUGGGGCUGCAGUGCUGCCAGUCGCCCAUCGCUCUGGCCGUGCUGCUCAUCCUCACUGUGGCCCUGCUGGCGGCCGUGCUCCCUUGGCUGCUGCUGGUCAAGAGGGACUCACAGUGAGGAAGGCAGCGACUGUGAUGAUGGAGGAUUGGCACUGAUGCUGGGGCUGGCACCUUCCUGGAGAAAGCCCAGAUGCAGCUCCAGGGGAAGUUUUCUCAUCUGACCAGGAAUUUGGGAUGUUCCUGAAGAUCUCUGGGUGCUCCCAUGCUAGAGGUGUUGCCUCAUUUGUUUGAAAUGUGGCUGUUUGAGUCCUGUUAGAGGGUUCCUUCUGUGUUUUAGUGGUGUGGUGGGGCUGGAAGGACCCAACUCACAGCACUGCCCUCCCUCGGCCCUGCUCUCAGGUCCCCCAGAGAUGUCCAUGCUCCUGCUGUCACCGUGUCUCUCCUGCCCUGAGCACCCAGGGACAGGCAGCAGGCGGGGAGUGAAGGCAUCGGGGCUGCAUAGGGGUAGCUCUGAGAAUUCCAUCCUGUCCCCAUACCAGGGGGAGGUGUGGGCAUCUGAGGGGUGUACAUGAGAUUUGGGUCCCCCCCGUGCCCAUUCCAAAAGAGGUCAGAGUCACAGUGACUGUGGUGCUCAGGAAUGCAGCUUGAGGACCUUGGUGCUUUCACAGAUCCCUGACACAUGGAGCGGGAGCAGGAUGUCCCUUGCUGUCACUGGCAGGAGGGUGGCACAUAGCUCCUAAAGUGAGAAUCCCACUUGCUGAGCAUCAGGGGGCUGCAGUGCUUUGGGAUCACCCAGAACAUUUCAAGAAGACAAAUAAAAGCUGCCCAGUGUUAGAAAUGCUGCUCAGCAGGAAGAUCCCAUAUCAGCCCUAUGGCCCAUCUGUGAGCAAAUGCAGGGCAUCACUCAUCCACCCCUGGGCCUGUUUCCAUACCUGUGUACCAGGUGUGAUGACACUGACUCCUGCACUGGGAGACUGCUGGGGAAAAGUGCCUGAGACACUGCACUGGCAUGGAAAUCCUAUUUCAUAAGAAAUAAUUACCUGACAAUAAUGAGUCCCUGCCUCCUCAUUUAAUAAUUGCCCUUGUCAUUACUCUGGAUAUUGGGGAGGUACUGGAGGGUGCCAGGGAGCCAACUCCUGGCAUAUAGGGCUGCUGAGGAGCAGGCAGGGCUGGCGGAGCCCACUUUUGGCUGCUGCUGCUGGAGGCCAGGAUCCACUUGGCAAAGGACUUCAGCAGCAGCUCCAUGUUGAGAGGGACAUCUUGGGGGGUGGCAGCAGGGAAGAGGAGACCAAGUCUGGGGGUUCCAUCAGCAGGGAGAGGCAAUGCCACGGACAUGGGGUGGGGCCUGGGGGCAUCACUGUGGGUUUGCCACAGGGUGGCACUGCUUGGCCGGAGCUGGGUGCCAGGGCUGGCACGGGGACAAAACCAGGCUUGGGGGUGGCACCCUGGGUCCCCAAGAGGGAGAGUUACAGAUUUCCCCCCUGAAAUCUGAAAUCUGGCUGUAAGCAGCUGCCAACAAGGCAGGGUCUGCACCCCCUGCUGCACCCAUGCUCUCCUGCUGCUCGGGGCCAGCUGAUGUCCCUGUCCCCACAUCCUCACCAGAGCCACCCACCUCCGCUGGGGUCUGUGUGCAUCUGGGAUAGAUAUUUCCAGUCCUUCCUGUGCUGAUGGAGAAGCUGCCAGCAUCUUAUUUUUUUGCUGUUAAUGUCAUUAAGAAGCCAGUCCUUCCUGUGCCUUCCCCUGCUGCUGAUCCCUAUGGAGGAGGUUUGCAGCUCCAGGAAAGCCAAGCCCCCACGUGCUGUGCAGCUUCCCCCAGCAGGAACAGGACCAGGAGCAUUGCAGGGUGCUGAGGCCACUUGCAGCUCAGUGCUGAGUACUUCAGUGCUUUGGUUCAUUGUGGUGACCAAAACACCGAGCCUGCAGCUCACAGACGUGCAUUGGAUGGUUGCAUUCUCUGCUGAUAUCCCACAUCACCUGUGUGGGGACACA
Molecule: messenger RNA, 5438 nt
Organism: Meleagris gallopavo (turkey)
Lineage: Eukaryota; Metazoa; Chordata; Aves; Galliformes; Phasianidae
Source: RefSeq, a predicted model, not a curated record